Molecule: messenger RNA, 3959 nt
Organism: Anguilla rostrata (American eel)
Lineage: Eukaryota; Metazoa; Chordata; Actinopteri; Anguilliformes; Anguillidae
Gene: armc8
Product: armadillo repeat containing 8
Exons: 21
Coding region: 97-2187 (696 amino acids)
Biological process (GO): proteasome-mediated ubiquitin-dependent protein catabolic process
Cellular component (GO): GID complex
Molecular function (GO): protein binding
Source: RefSeq, a predicted model, not a curated record
GUUGCUGCCGAUUUUUUUUAUUUCCGAGUUAGGGCUGGAAGGCCGAGUGUGUAGAAAGUGCGGCUCCGGUUGGGGCGCUCGUCAGGGGGAAGAGAGAUGGCGUGUUUGUUGGAGGCCCCACUCCGCAUCAGCGUGUUGUCUGAGGUCACCGCCACCAGUCGCCAUUAUGUUGACAGAUUGUUCGACCCUGACCCGCAAAAAGUACUACAGGGAGUCAUUGACAUGAAGAAUGCCGUAAUUGGAAACAACAAACAGAAAGCCAACCUGAUCGUGCUGGGAGCUGUGCCCAGGCUCCUGUACCUGUUGCAGCAGUCCUCGUCCAGCGCGGAGCUGCGGACGGAGUGUGCGGUGGUGCUGGGCAGCUUGGCCAUGGGCACGGAGAACAACAUCAAGUCCCUGGUGGACUGCCACAUCAUCCCAGCCCUGCUGCAAGGUCUGCUGUGCCCGGAUCUGACCUUCAUCGAGGCGUGUCUACGCUGUCUGAGGACAGUCUUCAUCAGUCCUGUCACACCCGUGCAGCUGCUCUACACUGACCCCACUGUGAUCCCCCACCUCAUGUCGCUGCUGAGUCGGUCUCAGAGAACGCAGGAGUACAUCACACAGAUCUUCUCCCACUGCUGCAAGACCCCAGAGCACCAGACGGUCCUGUACAGCCACGCUGCCAUCCAGAACAUCGCUCCCCUCCUCCCUACAGUCGCCUCCCUCCCGUCUCUCCCUGUACUCAAGUUACCCUUGCCUCCUUCUCUCUCUCUCCUUCUCUCCCUCCCUCUCCCUCUCUCUCUCUCCUUCUCUCCCUUCCCUUCUCCCGCUCCCCCUCCCUCCCUCUCUCCCGCUCUCCCCCCCUCUCCCUCUCUCCCUCUCUCAGUUCUCGUGGAUGGGGAGCAGCUCUCUCAGGUUUUUGUCAGAAUGAUGCAAAGGGAUCGACCCAUUGAGAUGCAGCUCACUGCAGCCAAAUGCCUAACGUACAUGUGUCGAGCAGGAGCCAUAAGGACAGACGACAACUGCAUCAUUUUAAAGACGCUGCCCUGCCUGGUGCGCAUGUGCAGUAAGGAGCGGCUGCUGGAGGAGCGGGUGGAGGGGGCGGAGACGCUGGCGUACCUGAUGGAGCCGGACGUGGAGCUGCAGCGCAUUGCCAGCGUCACAGACCACCUGGUCGCCAUGCUGGCCGACUACUUCAAAUACCCCAGCUCCGUCAGCGCCAUCACCGACAUCAAGAGGCUGGACCAUGAUCUGAAGCACGCUCACGAGCUGCGCCAGGCCGCCUUCAAGCUCUACGCCUCCCUGGGGGCCAACGACGAGGACAUCCGCAAGAAGAUCACAGAGACGGAGAACAUGAUGGACAGGAUCGUCAGCGGCCUGUCUGAGUCCAGCAUCAAGGUGCGGUUAGCAGCCGUCAGGUGUCUACACAGCCUCUCUCGCUCGGUGCAGCAGUUGAGGACGAGUUUCCACGACCAUGCUGUCUGGAAGCCGCUCAUGAAGCUGUUACAGAACGCCCCUGAUGAGGUGCUGGUCAUGGCCUCUUCCACACUAUGCAAUCUGCUGCUGGAGUUCUCCCCCAGCAAAGAGCCCAUCCUGGAGUCGGGCGUGAUCGAGCUGCUCUGCAGCCUGACGCAGAGCGACAGCCCAGCGCUGAGGGUCAACGGAAUCUGGGCCCUCAUGGUGAGUCCGUCUGUCUUUGGCCUGAUAUCGGAAGCAGCUUCUCCGCCUGCUGUCGGCACCUCCCCGCCGCUCCAACGUCUGGAUACAACACGCUCACGGGCUAACGCUAGAGAGAACCUGCUGUCCACACGCCCGCACAUAGACCAGAUCAUGAGCUCCCACGGCAAGCAGAUCAUGCAGGCCGUCACCCUCAUCCUGGAGGGGGAGCACAGCAUCGAGGUCAAGGAGCAGACGCUGUGCAUCCUGGCCAACAUCGCGGACGGCAACACGGCCAAGGAGCUCAUCAUGACCAACGACGACAUGCUGCAGAAAAUCAAAUACUACAUGGGACACUCGAAUGUAAAGCUGCAGUUGGCCGCCACCUUCUGCGUCUCCAACCUCAUCUGGAACGAGGAGGACGGGUCCCAGGAGCGGCAGGACAAGCUGAGGGAGAUGGGCUUCGUGGACGUCCUGCACAAGCUCACCCAGGCCUCGGACCCGAACCUCUGCGACAGGGCGAAGACAGCGAUGCAGCAGUACCUGGCAUGACAGUGGGCGGGACAGGAAGUGAACAAUCGCCGGGAGCUCAACUUCCGCGUUCCUUUAUUUUUCCAGUUUUGUUUCCUUUUAGUUUUGUUGCACAAGACACCUUUUUGAGCCCCGGCUCAAACGACCCCCCCCCCCCCCACUUCACCCCCCCCCCCCCCCCCCACCUUGAUACCUGGAGACUCUAUUGGGGGAAGCGAGGGGAGGGGAGGGGGGGGCAUAAUGACGGUUUGCAAUUUCAUAUUUCUUUGCAAGAGAGACUGUAGAGAUUUUUAGCUUCUUUUUUUUUUUUUUGGUGGACGCAAUAUGAAGAAAUGACUAAUUGGAGCGGGUGGCGCCCCCUGGUGGCUGGGUGCAUCGGACUCCUCCAGACACUGAUGUCCGGACAGAACGGGGGAGGGGUGUUGGGGGUAUUGCCUCCUUAUUUUAUUUUUGUUGGUUGUUGUUGUUAUUAAUAUUAUUACUAUUUUGAGGGGGGAGGGGAGAAUCUCCAACAGAAGACUGCUCAAGUUGUGAUUUCAUUUUCCUCCCCCUCUCAGUUUUUUUUUGUCAUUUGUGUGUGUUUUUUUUGUUUUGUUUUGUUUUUUUUGCGGAUACAUACCUCGGAAAUAUAUAUAAAUAUAUAAAUAUAUUUUUUGGAUUUUUAUUUUUUCCUCUCCAUUUUCCUUUUUUUUGUGUGUGUGAAGAUUUGUUUUUGGUUCGUGUGAGGCCACGUCUUUCCUGUUUCUGUGGGGAGCUGCAGGGAGAGAUGGGAUUGGGGGGGGGGGGGAGCACUGUUCGAUGCUCCUCACAAAUGAACUUCUGGAGACUGAGAAGGGGUGGGGCUUAUAUGAUGUCUGGCAAGAGGGUUUUUUGGUUUAGUCCUAAUUUUUAUUUUUCAGAAUUGGCCGUCCGCUUGGCCUUUGGCCCUUUUUGAAGCUCUAUUAGAGAUAAUGUUUGAGCUGAAAUAUAUGCAGACCUGACUGAUGGAGCUGGCUGCUGGUGUGAGUGUUUCAUUGCUGGGGAAGGGGGGGCGGGGGGGAGGGGCGGUGAAUACACACUACUGCCGCUCGAUGUGUGUUCGGCCUGCGGUGAGUCAACACCUCGCUUCUGCAAGCAGAACCUGGACACCUAGAACCUGCUCCAGCUGCAGUGGAACCCGGACACCUAGAACCUGCUCCAGCUGCAGUGGAACCCGGACACCUAGAACCUGCUCCAGCUGCAGUGGAACCCGGACACCUAGAACCUGCUCCAGCUGCAGUGGAACCCGGACACCUGGAACCUGCUCCAGCUGCAGUGGAACCCAGACACCUGGAACCCGCUCCAGCUGCAGUGGAACCCGGACACCUGGAACCUGCUCCAGCUGCAGUGGAACCUGGAACCCGCUCCAGCUGCAGUGGAACCCGGACACCUGGAACCUGCUCCAGCUGCAGUGGAACCCAGACACCUGGAACCCGGACUCAUAGAACCUGCUCCAGUGGAACCCGGACUCCUAGAACCCGCUCCAGCACCGCUCGGAGAGACCUGUCCCAGCGUGGAACAAACGGACCGUGACGCUCGCGUCACAUGGCCCAGGUCACACGGAACGCUCGGAGAGAGCGGAUUGGGGGAAGCCAGACUCGCUGAGAGCAGAGCACCCUCACCCUGCAAAGUCCCGGCAGUGAGGGCCGCACGCCCAGCGUGUCCCUGUAGCCUCUACCGCACACUGCACACACUCUGCGUCAAAGCUGCCCUCCUUCCUCUCUGCGUAAUUUACUAACUGAUGAAAUAUUUCCUUAUUAAAAAAGUGAAUGAAA